Molecule: messenger RNA, 1344 nt
Organism: Thermochaetoides thermophila DSM 1495
Lineage: Eukaryota; Fungi; Ascomycota; Sordariomycetes; Sordariales; Chaetomiaceae
Exons: 3
Coding region: 1-1344 (447 amino acids)
Biological process (GO): endoplasmic reticulum calcium ion homeostasis
Cellular component (GO): endoplasmic reticulum
Molecular function (GO): calcium ion binding
Source: RefSeq, a predicted model, not a curated record
AUGGCCAACGUGCUCAACAACCUCUUUGGAGGCGGCAAGCCGUCGGUGAGCCCUGAUCCCCUGGUGGCCGGUGAUGACUUCGCCGACUUCUCUCAGGCUGCCGAACCCUCUCCGGUCACUGUCCAGCCCCUGGCGACCACCCCGAGCGCUGUUCCCCUCCAACCGGCGCGCCCGUAUACCAAAUGGUACCGGCUUCAUGAGCGAUAUACCUGGUCUGACUUCAAGUCGGAGGGCAUUAUUCUUUGUAUCAUCUCCGUCUUCAUCAUCCUCCACGUCAUCGGUGCCAGCCUGAACCGGCGCAAGGCCAAGAAGUGGAUCCGCGCCCACGCUGCCCCUCUGGCCGCCGAGUUCGCAGUUGUUGGCUACUCUGGCAUUCCCAAGAACGUCUCGGACAAGAAAGGCGAGGAGCUCGUCAAGGCUCUGCAGGAUUCCAACAUUGCGCAGGGCGACAACCUGAUCAAAGAGAGGAGCUUGUUUGAGUUCGCCACUUAUGCCACCGGCCGUGCCAACGUUGCCUUCCUCGAGGUCAAGAUCGCCCUGACCAAGCGCUUCAACCCCCUGACUGCCUUCUUCGAGUCCGUUCUGGGCUUCUUCUUCGAGAGCGGCCCUGAGGUCGGCGAUAGGGUCGAGGCUACUCUGUAUCCCUUUGACGGCAAGGAAGCCGAUGUGGUCCCUGACUUCCCUGGUGCGGCCGAGCUGCGCUCGAAGGAUCCCAAGAGCACCUACGACAACUUUGUUUGGGCCAUUGUCCACAAGGAGUGCAUGAAGAAGGCACGCAAUGACCGCUACGACCUCUCUUUGACCUACACCAAGGACCACGCCAAGCUGCCCAACUGGCUGGCUGUCAUGAGCGAGAGCGCUGAGAUUACUGAUGCCCUUCUGACUCCCGAGCUGAUCAAAGCUGCCGAGGCCGCUGGUGAUCUCUUUGAGUACCUGGUUGUCACGGACCAGCCGGAGGACAAGCCCAAGACCCUUAACGAGACCCGUCCCCGUAAGCGCGUCAUCCUCAAGUAUCGCGUCCCAUCCAACGACGACUACACCUCUCUGCUUCCUAUCUUCGAGUACUUCCUGCGGAUGCCCGACCACCUGGUUCAGGUGGCUCACUUCCGCCCUGAGGUGCUGCGCAAGGUGAAGGUUGUGCGCGACGAGGAGAUUCGCAAGAUCCAGAAGGCCGAGGAGGAGUCCAAGGCCGAGGAGCGUGCCCAAGAGCGCGAGAAGGCCAAGAAGGCCAAGCGCGACCAGGAGCUGAGCCAGCUUGACGCCAAGGCGCAGAAGAAGUACCUGGAGCGCGAGCGCGAGAAGGAGCUCAAGAGGAGUAUGAAGAAGGCUACGAUCCGUGCUUAA